Messenger RNA from Tuber melanosporum (Perigord truffle), 273 nucleotides. RefSeq lists its product as uncharacterized. The transcript has 3 exons. The record is from RefSeq and is a predicted model, not a curated record. Lineage: Eukaryota; Fungi; Ascomycota; Pezizomycetes; Pezizales; Tuberaceae. The coding region runs from base 1 to 273 and encodes 90 amino acids.
AUGAUCAUACCUGUACCGCACUCGAGAGCGGAACGGAAGCCACAGGAUGGGAGCUUUGCUACCAAGAGGAAGAAAAAAGAUGCUAUCCCAUCCUAUGGCACCCUGUACUGUAUGAUACCGGUAUCUUCAAGUGAGCCGGAUAAUUUAAAUUUCCGAGAGUCAAUGCUCUCUAAAACACUGGGACUUUGUGCUGUGGGUGGGCCAAGGGAAUUAGACAAAAGUUUAUUUGCGGAAGAAACCUGGCCAAUUGAGCCAACAACCUCUGCUGCUUAG